GCUCACUUCAAUAACCUCUCUAUUUCGCUGUCAAGUUCAAAAUUCAGGGUUAAUUUGUUCAAAACAAAAAAUCCUUAAAAUACUCUAAUUUUCGAUGUGAGAUGGCGAAAUAUAUAGCCCAAAUAAUAGUCGUUGGAGCUCAAGUGGUGGGUAGAGCAUUUGCAAGAGCUAUAAAGCAGGAGAUUGAGGCCUCGCAAGAAGCGGCGAAACGCAUGGGAAAUGGUAAAACGAGAACUGAAAGAUUGGCAAAUCACAAAUUGGGCCUAUCUCUAGAUGAAGCUAAGCAAAUAUUGGACGUAUCAAACUUAGAUAAAGAAGAAAUAUUAAAAAGAUACGAUCAUUUAUUCAAAGUUAAUGAUAAAUCCACCGGUUGUGGUUCAUUCUAUUUGCAAUCAAAAAUAGUUAGAGCCAAGGAGAGAUUAGAUUUAGAAUUGAAUAGUCAAGGAAAAGACAAGGAGCCUCAAAAAGAAACUGAUGAUACUUCACAAGCAAAGACCUAAAUGAAAAUGCAUAGUAGUACGCUGUAGGCAAAAUAAUUUUGAAUUCUUUCAAAAUAUCAUUUGGAAGACAUCUGUUGUAUAUAUUUGAAAGAUUGUAUAUACAAUUGAGCUAAGUCUAUUAUAUAUUUAUUUUAAAAA
This is a messenger RNA of Harmonia axyridis, 638 nucleotides long. RefSeq names its product mitochondrial import inner membrane translocase subunit tim16-B (gene blp). Gene Ontology annotation, cellular component: TIM23 mitochondrial import inner membrane translocase complex. Lineage: Eukaryota; Metazoa; Arthropoda; Insecta; Coleoptera; Coccinellidae. Gene Ontology annotation, biological process: protein import into mitochondrial matrix. The transcript has a single exon. Bases 102 to 500 code for a protein of 132 amino acids. The record is from RefSeq and is a predicted model, not a curated record.